Aureobasidium vineae is the source of this 2163-nucleotide messenger RNA. The record is from the annotation of a GenBank genome assembly. NCBI's taxonomy places the organism in Eukaryota, Fungi, Ascomycota, Dothideomycetes, Dothideales, Saccotheciaceae.
AUGUCGACUGACAGGCUGUUGGCCACUCUGCUCAGAUAUCUGCAAUCAAGCCCAGACCAACAAGACUCUCGUCGGUACUGCAUCACACGAACAUCCCCACCACCGCUGCCUCCAAAACUGACCAUGAUCAANAGAUUACUUGGUACAGCAGCAUCCUUGCUGACAUCGCUGAACAAUCCUCUGAACAUCACUUUACUUACCAGUCAACUGUUGUCGGCGCCAGCCUUAUGGCCACGCUCAAAUGCCUUAACAUCCUCGUUAACCUUUAUGAGUCUGUUCCACUCGGCUGCUAUCAAAUGCCAUGAGCGUGAAACCACCGACCGGGAGAGCCAAGAAUCUCCUGUUCCCACGCGACCUCAUAUCGAAUCGCACCUUCCCUUACACGAAUGGAUUGUAGCAGUGCUNAAGGGUGCGGACCAACACUCUUCUCCCGAUCACCAUCUACUUGCUAUCGGGGGUUUGAUUGUUGGUCUAGCCGCGCGCGACCAUGACUUCAUGUCAACCAACAUUGCCCGCGCUUUACGAUCCGCUUUCGUCAAGGCCGUCAAUCUGGCUCUACUCGAGAGUCCCUCUGAUGACGACUUUGCCCACGCCAACAUCUGCCUGGCUCUGAACCAUGCAUUCGCUCGCCUUUCUGACGCAGACCGCUCUGCGAUUGACUACGAUCGUCUUCUACCCAUACUCAUGACCUCUACCUUCCAUUCGUCAUACGGCUUGCGCUCAGGUUAUUUCCUGGGCGCGGCGGACGCCGACCUUCAGCAGGUCUCAAGCCAGCAGUUCAACUGGGCCAUUGAAUCACCAUCAUAUCAACAGAUCGAGUCUAUCCUCAAGAGCCCGCUAAUCUCAUCUCUUGGUCCCUUGUCGAGGUUGAUAGCUCAUACAAUCGACCAUGUAAAGGACCCCUGGCUCGUGCUAUCUGCUGUCGAGGACUUGUCAGACUUCUCGAAACGUCUCGGUACACAAUGGAGGCAAAACAAGCUAUCGGAGAUCGAUGCUUCGGAAGAGACCAUCUUCCUCCACGAGGAAGCGCGGAAAAGUACCGUUCCAACCUUAUGGAGGCUCCUCCGCUCGACCUUGUUCGCCAUUGUCAUUGUCCUUCGCAGUGCAACCGGCCGCGUGGUAGGAAAUACGUCCCUGGCGGCUCACAAUAAUGCACCUCACAUGGCACAGGCUAUCCUUCAUUCGCUGCGCAGUCUCUCAUUCGUCUUUAGCCGCAUGGGGAAUGUCUCCUUCUCGCAAUAUACCUUUACCUACCUCACCUCUAUUGAUAUCCUCGCCAACUAUCCAACUCACUCGUCCGCUUUCCUCGACUCCAUAGCUCCAUCUGAGCCCGGAAAUAUACCAUCUCACCCACUCGAACGUAACCUAGACCUCUUCUUUCUCAAUACGGCUGAGCACUUCGCUCUUGUUCUAACCUCCCGCCGAAACGAAGACCUUCUGCUUGCUGCAGCAUCACCCUAUCUUGUUACAGCCGGAAACCCUAAUCUCCUUCCAAUAUUCGAAGCCGCACAUAGUGUCACCUUGUCAGUCUUCUCUGCGCCUCAAAACGUCGACCUCACCGCGAAACACCUUCCAUUCUACGUCGACGCCUUGUUCUGUGUGUUCCCGCAUAAUCUUNNUUCCGCCCGCCAGUUCAGACUGGCCUUCAAAAAUCUAAUCAAGGUUGUCUCUCCGCCUAGCCGCAUUGCUGUCACCCAACCGAUGCUUGCCGCCACACUCCUUGAUCUCGUGCAUGAACGUGCGAUGCAUGCUCCGGAAACUCCACUACCGCCGAAAAAUGUCCCCUUGUCAGCAAAUAUUCCGGAACUUGAAAGUGCUCCUCAAUCGGCCGUGCCUGAUUUGUCCGAACAGGCGGUAUUGAUACUCACGCUAAUUGACGCUUUCCCAUGCCUAUCCCUGGCUCUGUUGGAGGAAUGGUUGCCACUGACCGCCGCGGCGACGCGGAUGAUUGCUGACCCGGCCAUGCGCGAAUACUGCAAGAAACAUUUCUGGGAGGUUCUGGUUGGUGGCGAGAUGGACCCGGAGCGCAGUCAGAUAUGCGUGCGUUGGUGGACUUCAAGGGGAGGGCGAGAGUCGUUGCUUGAAUGUGAAGAUCCAAGCAAUGAUGAGUAUGUCAUGAGUGGAGGAUUGGGAGAACAAGAUAAGGUGAUGGCCAAAUUAUGA